Molecule: messenger RNA, 12799 nt
Organism: Rattus norvegicus (Norway rat)
Lineage: Eukaryota; Metazoa; Chordata; Mammalia; Rodentia; Muridae
Gene: Fry
Product: FRY microtubule binding protein
Biological process (GO): cell morphogenesis
Source: RefSeq, a predicted model, not a curated record
UUUUUUUUUUUUGAGCUGGGGAUCAGACCCAGGGCCUUGCGCUUGCUAGGCAAGCGCUCUACCACUGAGCUAAAUCCCCAACCUCUGGGCAAUGGGUUUUUAUUCUUUCACACGGGCUCACACAGGAAUGGCAGCUGCCUCCCAUUUAAGGUCACUGCGAAGACUUCCAGUUACUACAUGGGAAGGAUCUGGGGCCAAAUCAAGUUCAAUUCCACCCUGAAAAGUAGCUCCUUCUUUUUGGCUGAAAUGAUUCCACCCAGUCAGUACAGGGCCUGGUGCGCAAGCGCAAGCCUGAGCCCCUGAGUUCAGAUUUCCGGCACUGAAGGAAAAAGCUGGCAACAGAGACUCGUGCGCUUCUGUAACCAGUGCUGGUGAGGUGAGAGGAGUGAGUGGUGGGAGACAUGUCACCUCCCAGGAGCUUAGUAACUAUCCAGUCAGUGAACUGUGGGUUCAGUGAGAUAUCUCAAAAUGGAAAGAAGACACCCCUCGUAGACCUCUGGUCUACACUCGUGCUCUUACAAGCGCGCGCGCGCGCACGCGCGCACACACACACACACACACACACACACACACACACACACACACACACACACACACACACACACACACGGAGAGGGGGCGGGGUUAGCCUGCUUUUCUACUCUUUCUGGUUUAUUUUGUUGGAUAAUUAGCAUCUAUACAAGGAGUGAAAGAUAAGCCAAGAGUCGUGUGCCAGGGGAUCAGUGUUUUGAGAUCAGCCUACACAAACCAAAAAUCUAGGCUUGGCGGUGCAUGGCUGUAAUCUGAGUGUUUGUAAAACCAAGGCCGGAAGAUGAGGAGUUCAAGCCUAACAUCAGCUACUUUGUCUCAAAACAAAACAAAAGCUCAAAGGCUGGCGGUUGAAAAGAGAAUCCAGGAGAGUCCUCAAUUCAAAGUCACCCUGAGCCCAGCUUCUCAGCUACCAGAGGCGCCUCUAACAAGCAAACAAACAAAUCAUUUUUCCUCUAUGUCCACUGUUUUAAGCAGUGUUCUGUGAGCUGAAUUACAGAUCAUAUCACUUGUAAGACUAAUGACACAAGAGCCCCGAGGCUUACAAACAACACUUUACAAAAACAAAAAACAAAAACCAGGAUUCUCAAGUUAGAAACGGAACUCAAACCUCACGUCCCCACUCCCACCCCCACCCCCCCACCCCCACCCCGGCCACCACCAAACACAGACACCUCCACAGGCACAGUGUUGUCUUAGAAUUAUUUUGGAUUCUUUAAUCAGGUGUCACUGAAGCCACGCUGCCAUCACAGCCAGCUCUGUAAAAAUAAACUCUGAGUCCGGAGCAUGCAGGCUGCAGGGGGACAUGGGAGGCAUCUCUGCUGCUAUUGGACUCUCUCUCUAAAUGUUCGUUUCGGUAAUUGGACAUUCUUCCCCCUCCCUGGGGAAUGUGUCCGCUCUCCCUUCAUCCGGCACCUCUCCUCCAAUGCUGCUUUUGUAAUUCCAGCCUCCAUUACUGAAGAAAAACAUUCAAUUAGUCCCAGUCAAGAAUAGAAAAUGACUUGGGAUUCCGGCUCUUCGCAGCUGUGUCUGUGCUGGGGAAGAUUUUCAUUGACCUCAUGGAAUUCUUCUGAGGAUAAUACUUUUGAAAGAUCAAUUUGUACAGCCCGGGGUGUUGUGGUUUGUGCCUUUAAUCCCAGCUUUCAGGCUCAGGCAGGCAGGCUCCGUGGGUUUGUGGCCAACCUGGUCUACAUAUUGAGUUCCACGAUAGCCUGGGCUACCUAGGGAAACCUGUCUCAAAGACAAUUACUUUUCUUACCCACUGUAGCCUGUUGCUUAUUUCUUUUGAGGCAGCACACUUAAUAUUAGUGAAUACUAGCUUCUUUGUUGUUGUCGUCGUUAUUGUCAAAUGUAAAACCAAUCACCUCUGAUAUUUACAAGCUACAUCAACAGGUGUCCCGCGUUCUGUUUUCCCUCGGGCGCGUGGUUUCUCGCUGACUCUUGGCUUCCAGCAGGAAUUCUCCACUCUGAGUCUUGUCUGGACGAAUGUAAGCUGUUUAAAGCUGUUUGUACUUGUAGCCCAGAGGCCCUGCUUCCCAGAGCAACCGCUUCUCAUCCACGCUGUCUUAUCUCUGCCCUGAGGUUUCUCCGGCACGGGAAACACAAGCUCCAGCAGUGGGCUCUGGGGCGGGGUGGCACGUGGAUUUGGUUUGCGCGGACUGUUAGGACACGCUGCGGGUCCGGCUCAUGUUCCUGGAGUGCCCGGAGCGGCUUCGCUAAUCUGUCAGUAUAGUAUGUCCUCGUGGAUAAAUAUAGACAGACCGGGGCACUCUGAGUUAUAGCUCACUGUCACACUGUGCAGCUGGUACGAGCAGCCCGCCCUGGAUGGGAGGCCUGUUUUAAUUCGUAGGGGUUUUGUCCUCAUCUGACGAAAAAUACACCUUGGACCUUAUGGUAGCUGCGAGCAGCGGGACCAUGGGACCGGUCCUUGUGCCUUUUGGUUUUGAGACGUAGUCUCUGUGUUGCUAGUCUGGGCCGUUCGGAUUUCACUUCAGGCCCAUGGAGAUGACAACGGCUUGUUGGAGAAGAUCCUGUGUGAUCAGCCUCAUCAAAGGUCUGGCUUCUCCAGUUGGCAACGGUUACAUCAAGCCUCCAGUCCCACCUGCUUCAGGCACGCACAGGGAGAAAGGACCACCGGCCAUGUUGCCGAUCAAUGUGGACCCAGACAGCAAGCCAGGAGAGUAUGUCCUCAAGAGUGUAUUUGUGAGCUUCACCACUCAGGCUGAGCGUAAGAUUCGAAUCAUCAUGGCAGAGCCUUUGGAAAAGCCAUUGACAAAAUCCCUGCAGCGUGGAGAAGACCCCCAGUUCGACCAGGUCAUCAGCUCCAUGAGUUCCCUCUCUGAGUACUGCCUGCCCUCCAUCCUGCGAACACUGUUUGACUGGUACAAAAGGCAGAACGGCAUGGAGGACGAAUCGCACGAGUACAGACCACGAACGAGCAAUAAGUCCAAAAGUGACGAGCAGCAGCGAGACUAUUUGAUGGAGAGACGGGACCUCGCCAUCGACUUUAUCUUCUCUUUAGUGUUAAUAGAGGUCUUGAAGCAGAUCCCCCUUCAUCCUGUAAUAGACGGCUUAGUACACGAUAUUAUUAACUUGGCUUUCAAGCACUUUAAGUACAAAGAAGGGUACCUGGGUCCCAACACCGGCAACAUGCACAUUGUAGCAGAUCUGUACGCAGAGGUCAUCGGAGUGCUGGCCCAAGCCAAGUUCCCUGCUGUCAAGAAGAAGUUCAUGGCAGAGCUGAAGGAGCUACGGCAGAAAGAGCAGAGCCCCUAUGUGGUGCAAAGUAUCAUCAGCUUAAUAAUGGGGGUAAAAUUCUUCCGAAUUAAGAUGUACCCAGUGGAGGACUUCGAGGCGUCCCUCCAGUUCAUGCAGGAAUGUGCACAUUAUUUUCUGGAGGUCAAAGACAAAGACAUCAAGCACGCCUUAGCAGGGCUCUUUGUAGAAAUCCUCGUCCCCGUGGCUGCCACUGUCAAAAAUGAAGUCAACGUCCCCUGCCUCAGGAACUUUGUGGAGAGCCUGUACGACACAACGUUGGAACUCUCCUCUCGGAAAAAGCAUUCCUUGGCCUUAUACCCGCUGGUGACCUGCCUCCUCUGUGUCAGUCAGAAGCAGCUGUUCCUUAACAGAUGGCACGUUUUCCUCAACAACUGCCUGUCCAACCUUAAGAAUAAAGACCCCAAGAUGGCUCGCGUCGCCUUGGAGUCUCUCUACAGAUUACUGUGGGUUUACAUGAUUCGAAUCAAAUGUGAAAGCAACACGGCCACUCAGAGCCGACUCAUAACCAUCACCACCACGCUUUUCCCCAAAGGGUCCCGCGGCGUGGUGCCCAGGGAUAUGCCUCUGAACAUCUUCGUGAAGAUUAUCCAGUUCAUCGCCCAGGAACGUCUGGACUUUGCAAUGAAGGAAAUUAUUUUUGACUUUCUUUGUGUGGGAAAACCGGCGAAAGCUUUCAGUCUCAACCCAGAGAGAAUGAACAUUGGUUUGCGGGCGUUCCUGGUGAUUGCCGAUAGCUUACAACAAAAGGACGGUGAGCCUCCCAUGCCGGUGACUGGAGCCGUGCUCCCUUCAGGAAACACCCUGAGAGUGAAGAAAACGUAUUUGAGUAAGACACUAACUGAAGAGGAAGCCAAAAUGAUAGGAAUGUCCUUGUAUUACUCUCAAGUCCGCAAGGCGGUAGGCAACAUCUUAAGACACCUUGAUAAAGAAGUGGGGCGGUGCAUGAUGCUGACCAAUGUCCAGAUGCUAAACAAAGAGCCGGAAGACAUGAUCACGGGUGAGAGAAAGCCCAAAAUCGAUCUCUUCCGGACCUGUGUUGCGGCAAUCCCUCGCCUGCUACCUGAUGGAGUGUCCAAAGUUGAACUGAUCGACUUGCUGGCCAGGCUCUCCAUUCACAUGGACGAUGAACUGCGUCACAUCGCACAGAACUCUCUUCAGGGACUGCUGGUCGACUUCUCCGACUGGAGGGAAGAAGUCCUGUUCGGCUUCACCAACUUCCUGCUCCGGGAAGUCAAUGAUGUGCAUCACACCCUCCUGGACUCCUCCCUGAAGUUGCUUCUGCAAUUGCUCACCCAGUGGAAACUGGUCAUACAGACACAGGGAAGAGUCUAUGAACAGGCCAAGAUCAGAAACUCAGAGCUCAUUCCCAACGGCUCCGGCCACAGGAUGCAGUCAGAACGAGGCCCGCACUGCAGUGUCCUCCACGCCGUGGAAGGCUUCGCCCUCGUCUUGCUCUGCAGCUUCCAGAUGGCCACACGCAAACUGUCCGUGUUGAUCCUCAAGGAGAUUCGAGCCCUCUUCCUUGCCCUGGGUCAGCCCGAGGACGAUGACAGGCCAAUGAUUGAUGUCAUGGAUCAGCUGAGUUCUUCCAUUCUUGAAAGUUUCAUUCAUGUGGCUGUGUCGGAUUCGGCAACGUUACCUCCGACCCACAAUGUGGACCUCCAGUGGCUGGUGGAGUGGAACGCGGUCCUGGUCAACAGCCACUACGACGUGAAGAGCCCUUCCCACGUCUGGAUCUUCGCGCAGUCUGUCAAAGACCCCUGGGUCCUCUGCCUCUUCAGCUUCCUCCGGCAGGAAAACCUGCCAAAGCACUGCCCCACAGCCCUCAGCUAUGCCUGGCCGUACGCCUUCACCCGGCUGCAGUCCGUGAUGCCGCUGGUAGAUCCUAACAGCCCAGUCAACGCCAAGAAAACCAGCACAGCAAGCAGUGGAGACAACUAUGUUACCUUGUGGAGAAAUUACCUCAUUCUCUGUUUUGGAGUUGCCAAACCCAGUAUUAUGAGCCCAGGACACCUUCGAGCAUCCACUCCAGAGAUAAUGGCAACAACUCCCGAUGGUACAGUGAGCUACGAUAACAAGGCCAUUGGCACGCCGUCAGUGGGCGUCCUGCUGAAGCAGUUGGUGCCUUUGAUGAGGCUGGAGAGCAUCGAAAUCACAGAGUCCCUUGUUUUAGGGUUCGGAAGGACAAAUUCCCUUGUUUUCAGAGAAUUGGUUGAAGAACUCCAUCCAUUAAUGAAGGAGGCUCUAGAGAGGAGACCAGAGAACAAGAAGCGCCGAGAACGGAGAGAUUUGCUGAGGCUGCAGCUGCUUCGGAUAUUCGAGCUCCUGGCAGACGCUAGUGUGAUAAGUGACAGCACAAAUGGAGCUUUAGAACGAGACACCUUAGCGCUUGGAGCGUUGUUCUUGGAAUACGUGGACUUGACCCGCAUGCUCCUAGAAGCUGAAAAUGACAAAGAAGUCGAAAUCCUUAAAGACAUUCGAGCACAUUUUAGCGCCAUGGUUGCCAACUUGAUUCAGUGUGUUCCAGUUCACCACAGAAGAUUUCUCUUCCCCCAGCAAAGCCUGCGGCACCAUCUCUUCAUCUUGUUCAGCCAGUGGGCCGGCCCCUUCAGUAUCAUGUUUACCCCUCUGGAUCGGUACAGUGACCGAAACCACCAGAUCACAAGAUACCAGUACUGUGCUCUGAAGGCAAUGUCAGCGGUGCUGUGCUGCGGCCCUGUUUUCGACAAUGUCGGCCUCUCUCCGGAUGGCUAUCUGUAUAAGUGGCUUGACAAUAUUCUGGCUUGUCAAGAUUUACGGGUUCAUCAGCUUGGCUGUGAGGUCGUCAUGUUGCUACUGGAGCUUAAUCCUGACCAAAUAAACCUUUUCAAUUGGGCCAUCGACCGCUGUUACACAGGUUCCUACCAGCUUGCUUCCGGCUGCUUCAAAGCCAUUGCAACCGUGUGCGGAAACAGGAACUACCCCUUCGACAUAGUGACACUGCUGAACCUCGUCCUCUUCAAGGCCUCGGACACCAACAGAGAGAUUUACGAAGUCUCCAUGCAGCUCAUGCAGAUCCUCAAAGCGAAGCUCUUCCUGCACUCCAAGAAGGCCGCAGAACAGCGACCGGGCAGUGUUCUGUAUGGAACGCACGGGCCAUUGCCGCCUCUCUACAGUGUGUCGCUAGCCCUGCUGUCCCGAGAACUGGCCCGGAUGUACCCGGAGCUCACACUUCCCCUCUUCUCAGAGGUGAGCCAGCGAUUCCCCACGACACACCCAAAUGGACGGCAGAUCAUGCUCACCUACCUGUUGCCAUGGCUACACAAUAUUGAACUGGUGGACAGCAGACUCCUCCUCCCGGGCUCAAGUCCCAGCAGCCCCGAGGAUGAAGUCAAGGACCGGGAAGGAGAAGUGACUGCCUCUCACGGGCUAAAAGGGAAGGGCUGGGGCUCUCCGGAAGCCACCUCUCUGGUCCUGAAUAACCUCAUGUACAUGACAGCCAAGUACGGAGAUGAAGUCCCAGGAGCAGAAAUGGAAAAUGCUUGGAACGCACUGGCCAACAACGAGAAAUGGAGUAACAACCUGAGGGUCACACUGCAGUUCCUCAUCAGCCUGUGCGGGGUCAGCAGCGACACCAUCCUUCUGCCCUACAUUAAAAAGGUGGCAAUUUACUUGUGUCGGAAUAAUACCAUCCAGACCAUGGAAGAGCUCCUCUUCGAGCUGCAGCAGACAGAGCCGGUGAACCCCAUUGUCCAGCACUGUGACAACCCACCCUUCUAUCGGUUCACAGCCAGCAGCAAAGCCACAGCGGCUGCUUCAGGAACCACUUCGAGCAGUAACACUGUGGUUGCCGGCCAGGACAGCUUCCCAGACCCUGAGGAGAGCAAGAUACUGAAAGAAUCUGAUGACAGGUUUAGCAACGUGAUCCGAGCCCACACUCGCCUAGAGUCAAGAUACAGCAACAGCUCCGGAGGGUCUUAUGAUGAGGAUAAAAAUGAUCCCAUCUCUCCCUACACGGGCUGGUUGUUAAGUAUUACGGAGGCCAAGCAGCCACAGCCUUUACCCAUGCCGUGCACUGGAGGAUGCUGGGCACCCUUGGUCGACUACCUCCCAGAGACCAUCACUCCGCGGGGCCCGCUGCACAGGUGUAACAUUGCUGUGAUUUUUAUGACCGAGAUGGUGGUGGAUCACAGUGUGAGAGAAGACUGGGCUCUUCACCUCCCACUGUUACUUCAUGCUGUCUUCUUAGGUUUGGACCAUUAUCGGCCGGAAGUCUUCGAGCACAGCAAAAAGCUGCUCCUUCACCUCCUCAUCGCACUCUCUUGUAAUAGCAACUUCCACGCCAUUGCCUCCGUACUCCUGCAGACCCGUGAGAUGGGGGAAGUGAAGACGCUGACCAUGCAGCCAGCCUACCAGCCAGAGUAUCUCUACACGGGUGGCUUUGACUUCCUGAGAGAGGAUCAGUCGUCGCCAGUGCCCGACUCCGGCCUGAGCUCAAGCUCCACUUCCUCCAGCAUCAGUCUGGGGGGCAGCAGUGGGAACCUCCCACAGAUGACCCAGGAGGUGGAAGAUGUCGACGCGGCCGCUGAGUCGGACGAGAAGGCCAACAAGCUCAUUGAGUUUCUGACCACCAGGGCAUUCGGGCCACUUUGGUGCCACGAGGACAUCACACCCAAAAACCAGAACUCCAAGAGCGCUGAGCAGCUUUCUAAUUUCCUACGUCACGUUGUGUCUGUAUUUAAGGAUUCCAAGUCAGGUCUCCAUCUGGAGCAGCACCUGAGCGAGGUUGCCCUGCAGACUGCCCUCGCAAGCUCUUCCAGGCACUACGCAGGCCGAUCUUUCCAGAUCUUCCGGGCCCUCAAACAACCCCUGUCGGCGCAUGCCCUGUCUGACCUCCUGUCCAGAUUGGUGGAGGUGAUCGGAGAGCAUGGUGAUGAGAUUCAGGGAUACGUGAUGGAAGCACUCUUGACCUUGGAAGCCGCAGUGGACAACUUGUCGGAUUGCUUGAAGAACAGUGACCUCUUCACAGUGUUAUCUCGUUCUUCCUCACCAGAUCUAAGCUCUAGCAGUAAACUGACAGCAAGCAGGAAAAGUACCGGACAGCUGAACGUCAGCCCCGGGACUCCCAGCGGCAGCACCGCGACCGCAGAGCGCAGCCGGCACCAAAGAAGCUUCUCCGUGCCCAAGAAGUUUGGUGUCGUUGACCGAUCCUCGGACCCGCCUCGAAGCGCUACCCUGGAUAGGAUUCAGGCUUGCACUCAGCAAGGCCUUUCCUCAAAAACCAGAAGCAGCUCCUCCCUGAAGGAGAGCCUCACAGACCCUUCCCACGUAAACCAUCCCACCAACCUGCUGGCCACCAUCUUCUGGGUCACGGUGGCCCUGAUGGAGUCUGACUUUGAGUUUGAAUACCUGAUGGCCUUGAGGCUCCUGAACCGACUGCUGGCACAGAUGCCACUGGAGAAAGCCGAGAACCGAGAGAAGCUCGAGAAACUCCAGGCGCAGCUCAAGUGGGCAGACUUCCCGGGGCUGCAGCAGCUGCUGCUGAAGGGCUUCACCUCUCUCACCACCACGGACCUGACCCUGCAGCUUUUCAGCUUGCUGACACCAGUGUCCAGAGUGCCCAUGGUGGACUCGUCCCAAGCUAUCGGAUUUCCGCUGAAUGUCCUGUGUCUCCUGCCUCAGCUGAUCCAGCAUUUUGAAAAUCCCAAUCAGUUCUGUAAGGGCAUCGCCGAAAGGAUUGCUCAGGUUUGCUUGGAAGAAAAGAAUCCUAAACUUUCAAAUCUGGCCCACGUCAUGACCCUUUACAAAACACACAGCUACACAAGGGACUGCGCCACGUGGGUCAACGUCGUCUGCCGCUACCUUCACGAAGCCUAUGCUGACAUCACCCUGAACAUGGUCACCUACCUGGCAGAGUUGUUGGAGAAAGGCCUUCCCAGCAUGCAACAGCCACUCCUCCAGGUCAUCUACUGUCUGCUGAGCUACAUGGACCUCUCUGUAGUUCCUGGCAAGCAGUUUAACAUGGAAGUCCUGAAGACCAUUGAGAAAUACGUACAGAGCAUUCACUGGAGGGAAGCGUUGAACAUCUUGAAGCUGGUCGUUUCUCGGUCAGCCAGCCUGGUAUUGCCUUCCUACCAGCACAGUGACCUCUCCAAGAUAGAACUCCACCGGGUGUGGACCAGCGCCUCGAAGGAACUGCCGGGCAAGACCCUGGAUUUCCACUUUGACAUCUCAGAGACUCCGAUCAUUGGGAGACGGUAUGAUGAACUCCAGAAUUCCUCCGGACGGGAUGGGAAACCUAGGGCCAUGGCUGUCACCCGGAGUGCAUCCUCCACCUCCUCAGGCUCUAACUCCAAUGUCCUUGUUCCUGUGAGCUGGAAAAGACCCCAGUAUUCUCAGAAAAGAACAAAAGAGAAGCUGGUGCACGUCCUCUCUCUGUGCGGCCAGGAAGUCGGACUAAGCAAAAACCCGUCUGUGAUUUUUUCCUCGUGUGGAGACCUGGAUCUGCCGGAGCAUCAGACGAGCCUGGUGUCGUCCGAGGACGGCACCCGGGAGCAGGAGAACAUGGAUGACGCCAACAGCGAGCAGCAGUUCAGAGUCUUCAGGGACUUCGACUUCCUGGACGUGGAACUGGAGGACGGGGAGGGGGAGAGUAUGGACAACUUCAACUGGGGAGUGCGCAGGCGCUCCCUGGACAGCCUGGACAAGUGCGACAUGCAGACCCUGGAGGAGCGCCAGCUCUCUAGAAGCACUCCCAGCCUAAACAAGAUGAGCCACGAGGAUUCAGAUGAGUCAUCGGAGGAGGACCUCACCGCCAGCCAGAUCCUGGAACAUUCAGACCUUAUCAUGAAUCUCUCCCCCUCCGAGGAGGCCAAUCCUAUGGAGCUGCUGACCAGCGCCUGUGACUCCACCCCGGCAGACCCUCAUCCCUUCAAUGCCAGGAUAACAAACUUCGAGGCCUCUUUGCCUGAUAUCAAUAAUCUGCAGAUUUCGGAGGGGUCAAAGGCUGAGGUAGUCCCGGAAGAGGAAGACACCACCGUGCAUGAAGACGAUCUUUCAAGCUCCAUCAAUGAGCUCCCAGCAACGUUUGAAUGCAGUGACAGCUUCAGCCUGGAUAUGACGGAGGCGGAGGAAAAAGGCAAUCGGGGCCUGGACCAGUACACUCUCGCCAGCUUUGGAGAAGGUGACAGAGGCGUGUCUCCCCCUCCCUCGCCCUUCUUCUCGGCCAUCCUUGCGGCCUUCCAGCCGGUCUCCUGUGAUGACGCUGAGGAAGCCUGGCGCAGCCACAUUAACCAGCUCAUGUGUGACUCAGACGGCUCCUGUGCUGUGUACACAUUUCAUGUGUUCUCCUCUCUGUUUAAGAAUAUUCAAAAGAGGUUCUGCUUCCUAACCUGUGAUGCAGCCAGUUACCUUGGCGAUAACCUCCGGGGAAUCGGGUCCAAAUUUGUCAGCUCUUCCCAGAUGCUUACCUCCUGCUCUGAGUGCCCUACACUGUUCGUGGACGCAGAGACUCUCCUUUCCUGUGGGCUCCUGGACAAGCUGAAGUUCAGCGUGUUGGAACUGCAAGAGUAUUUGGACACAUACAACAACAGGAAGGAGGCCACGCUCUCGUGGCUUGCCAACUGUAAGGCAACAUUUGCAGGCAGCUCCAGGGAUGAGGUGAUUACCUGCCAGCCCGGGGACUCGGAAGAAAAGCAAAUGGAGUCUCUUGCACAACUGGAGCUGUGUCAGAGACUGUACAAGCUGCACUUUCAGCUGCUCCUGCUCUACCAAUCCUACUGCAAGCUCAUUGGCCAGGUGCACGAAGUGAGCUCAGUGCCCGAGCUGCUGAACAUGUCCAGAGAACUGAGUGAUCUGAAGAGGAAGCUGAAAGAAGCCACUGCAGCCAUCUCCACGGACCCACUGUACAUCGAGGGGGCGUGGUCAGAACCAACCUUCACAUCCACUGAGGCAGCCAUCCAGUCCAUGCUGGAGUGCCUGAAGAACAAUGACCUUGGCAAAGCACUGCGACAGAUCAAGGAGUGCAGAAGCCUGUGGCCCAAUGACAUCUUUGGAAGCAGCUCUGAUGAUGAGGUCCAGACACUCCUGAAUAUUUAUUUCCGUCACCAAACAUUGGGACAGACGGGUACUUAUGCCCUGGUGGGGUCUAACCAUAGCCUGACUGAAAUCUGCACCAAGCUCAUGGAGCUGAACAUGGAGAUCCGAGACAUGAUCCGCAGGGCCCAGAGCUCCCGGGUCCUCACAACCUUUCUCCCAGACUCCAGUGUUUCCGGCACUAGUCUCUGACAGGAGGCUCCUGUCCCCCAUGGUUUCUAAGCUUGCAAUGCUGCCAUGCUGGGGCGACGUCAUUCAAUGUCUUCUCGGCCUUCGCAAAGCUUGGACAGAGCAUUCUCCUCUUGUUCCCUGUAGGACUUUUUCUAAAGAAGAUGACUCAACUUCCAAUGUGCACAAUACUCUCCAAACCAAGGCAGCCUAGGAUCUGCUGACACAGACUCUACCCAUCCUGAUGUGUGGCUACUAUUCACCAAGCAAAGGCAACCAACUACGGGAGGCAGGACUUCCAUUGCUUUACCAAAGCUGAGCACACUGAACGACCCCAUCCUUUCUAGAGACACUUUAGGAUUGGCAGAAGUGCAAUGUUUUUCUUCACAGGAAAGCAAAUUUUUAUUCUGAACGUUGUACAUUCAUUCCCUUCCUUCCACCUAUUUUGCUUCCUUUGAAUUUCCUUUCUUUCUUUCUUUUUGUGUGGAAUGUGUUUCUUUGUUUCUUUGAGUUGCAAAAGGGGGCAGGCAGAAUGAAGCUGGCCACGGAAAACCUGUAAGAUGGUCAAAAGCUGACAGCCUGUGUGCCUGAAAAGGGAAUUGUAAAUGAGUUACAAUUUGAUGUACACUGUAUCUAAAUGAGGCUGCUAUGAAGUAAUUUUCUUAAGUUGCUAGGCUGCCGUUUCUGAAAACCCUGGAUCUCUCUGUGCCAGGAAAGAUCCCGAUGGAAUCAUUUUCAGGAUCAUGGCUGCUUUUUACACACAGGUUGCUUUAAUAGGCAUCGGUUAUACCACAGAAGACGAGUGUCUGUUUGCAUUACCUUUACCAUCUUGUAGAAAAGCAAGUUAUUCACAAAAACCACAAUUCGUUUUAUCUGUCUGCAUGCAUUCUUUAGUAGCUAUUUGGAGAGCCACAAGUAGAGUCAUACAUCAAAGAUCUAAGUUGCCACUUAAAAAAGAUGUCCUAUUUUAUUUGUAAUAUAUGUGUAAAGUGUCUUUCUUAAAAGCUCCUUCCUUAAACCCAGCACUGUGGAGUGUUAGAUGUGGGCAUGUGAUCUGUUGCUCAUCCAAAACAUAUUCAGACUUGGUCUAUGUAACUUAUUCACUGUGUAAAUACAUUUAAAGUUUUUGUGAUGUGACCUUGGUUGAUAAUUCUGUUCAGAAUUGCCUUUAGAUUACAAAAGAGAAAAAAAAGACAAGAGACAUGUUGAUCAUGGAUUUUAUUUCUAGUCAAAUUAAAAUAUUUGCCUUUGA